Messenger RNA from Penicillium maclennaniae, 1089 nucleotides. RefSeq names its product ribonuclease III. Bases 1 to 1089 code for a protein of 362 amino acids. Gene Ontology annotation, cellular component: nucleus. The transcript is spliced from 2 exons. Gene Ontology annotation, biological process: primary miRNA processing; regulation of gene expression; rRNA processing. The record is from RefSeq and is a predicted model, not a curated record. Gene Ontology annotation, molecular function: ribonuclease III activity; double-stranded RNA binding. Lineage: Eukaryota; Fungi; Ascomycota; Eurotiomycetes; Eurotiales; Aspergillaceae.
AUGGGAGCCAAGAGAUCGGUCAUACCAGGAGAGUCGUCCAUCUUGUCUGUCAAGCGAUCCAAGACCCAUCAUGAAGCACGGCCGCCUCGUCACGAACAUGAGGCCGACAAUAAAGACCAGCUGCAGAUAUCCACCCCCAACUCUCGCUUGUGGCUCCUGAGGCAACUUGUUCAGAAUGUGGUAAAUGAACCUGAGCUUACUGCGGUCGAUUCGGAACUUUCGAAGGCAGUUUCCACGCUAGACGAUGCUUUUCACCGUAUCGAAGGGCUUGUCUUUCCUAGCGAUGGCACAUCUAAUACCUCAAAUAUGUCAAAAGCAUCUCAUACGACAAAUGGCGCCGAAGAUAAUGGAUCUCAGGAACCUGUUCUACCGCACAUUCUAGAUGACCGGUUGGAAAGAUCGGUUUUCACUCAUCCGGCAUGUGGAAACAAUAGCGAUUCAACCUAUGACCGGCUUGAGAUACUGGGUGAUGCAUACAUUGAGUUAAUGGCAACCAGACUGAUCUGGGGGAAGUUUCCAGGUAUUUCAUCCGGUCGGAUUUCCCAAAUCCGCGAGCUUCUUGUCAAAAACGAGACUCUAUCGGCAUUUGCAGGGGUGUAUGGGUUUGAUCGGAAGAUCUCAGUGCCAGCCAAUUAUUCAGACCAGGAGAAACGGUGGACCAAAAUAAAAGGCGAUGUCUUCGAGGCAUAUGUAGCCGCCGUCAUACUUUCACAUCCCAUCGAUGGCUAUCAUAUUGCUGAAAAAUGGCUGACACAGCUGUGGUUACCGAAACUGGACGCUUUGGGCCAUCAAAAGGCCGAACUUCGCUAUAAGGAAAUUUUGGCCAAGAAGGUCAUGGGGAAAGGCACAAAACUGGAGUACAAGGAAGAGAAGCGAGCAAUUGACCAUAAGGGUAGCGGCACACAGACAUUCUUCAUCGGUGUUUACCUGACAGGCUGGGGAAAAUGGAAAAAUGUGCAUUUAGGCUCUGGACAGGGCUCGAGCAAGGUUGCAGCAGGCGAUGAGGCCGCAAGAGAUGCACUCUCGACAAAUUCUUCUUUAAUUUCGAAUAUUGCGGCGGCAAAAGAAGCCUCGAAAGCAAAAAACUGA